UGACUGUGAGAAGCAGUUGGUGAACCUGCAGGCAAAAGUGAGUGUGCCACAACUUUGCUUGCAACUUGCGGCGUUCAAAAAUAAGAAAGAAUAUUUCGAGAAUCGAAGAAAAUAUCUUGAAAAUUUAAAAACUUCUACCUCGAACCAACUGGCAAAUAUAGUAAUUGGAGUAAAUGAAAACAACAUGUCAGUGGAAGAUUUGAAAAAAUUCAUGAAGACGUUGAGCAAAGAAAUGCAGAGGUACAUCAAAGGUCAUGCGGUGCUCGCUAAUAAAGAAAACAUCCUGAAGACGGUAGCCGCCUCUCAGGUGAGUAUCAUUUUCGGCAAUGCAGGCAUGGGCAAGACGACACAAAUCGCCCAAUACAUCUACGAAGAAUACAAACCAGAUAGAAUGAUUGUGUGCACGCAACCGAGAAAAGCCGAAGCAGUAUACGUGGCCAGAAGGGUAGCCAACGAUAUGGGGUCAUCUUUGGGUCAACUUGUGGGUUAUCGGGUGAGAGCGGACUGGAAACUGAACAGUGACACGCGAAUUUUAUUCAUCACCGAUCACGAGCUGGUAAACGAAUGGUUCGCAGAUGAAUUAUUUUCUCGUUAUUUCUGCAUCAUCUUAGACGAAGUGCAGGAAAGAACUAUUUACACGGAUUUAUUGCUCUGGUCGCUCAAACAAAAUCUUUCGCGACGUCCAGACCUCAAAGUUAUUAUCAUUUCUACAGACACUGACAAACUUCAGUACGACUACGUUGGAUACUUUAAAAAUUUUAACCCAACUCAGUUAAAAUUAAUAGAUAACAUCUUUCCUGUUGGAGUGAUUUACAAAGCUGUUGCAGUUUCAGAAAAUCAUGUAAAACACGCAUGUCUAAAAGCACUGGAAUUUCAUAGAGAGGAAGAAGUGGUAGACGGUGCAAAAGAUAUACUUGUCUUCCUGGCAACUCAUUCUGAGAUUGAAGAGGCCAUUGAUGAAAUAAAGUCUAAAAAUAUUAAUAAUCUUCUGCCAUUGGGUCUCCACGAACACAUGCGAGCGGAAGACAUACAGGAUGUAUUCGCGCCGACGAUGAAUGGUUUCAGGAAAGUUGUGUUCGCUACGAAUGUUGCCCAAGCAUCUUUGACAGUGCCUGAAAUCAUCUGCGUAAUUGAUAGUGGCAAAGAAAGAAUGAGAAAUCUUGGCACUGGUAAUAAAAACAGUUACCGUUUUCAGAAAAUUUCGAGUUACAGCGCUGAAGAGCGUAGAAAAUUAGCUGGUAGAAACGACGCUGGCAUAUGUUAUAGGCUAUAUUCCGCAAAAGAUUUGGAUUCAAAUCCAUCGGACGAUAUGGUUGAAGUUUUAACAGACCGACUAAAUGGAUUUAUUUUAAAACUUAUGUCACACGGAAUUAACAAAUUUGAAUGUUUGGAAUUCUUUAAAAAACCUCCAACAGAACCAAUAGAAGAAUCCUUCAAAUCAUUAACAGCGAUUGGGGCCAUUGACAAUAACAAUCAACUGACAAAACUUGGUAAAUUAUUAGCUGAAAUAAAUUUAAAUCCAAAACACGCAGAAUUCAUUCUGGAGGGUAUUAAAGAACACCUCGGUUACGAGUCUUUGGUUAUAAGCGUGUUGAGUUCCUUUGAAAAAUUUCAGUUGAUGAAAUUGGAUAAAAACACAAAAUGUAACAUGGGUUUGCACAUAUCAAUAUUUUUUGAUAAUUUCGGCGAUAUGAUAACGUGGCUGAACAUUUAUCAAGAUUUUCUUUAUGGACAAAAGUUUUGCAGGGAUAGCUGGUGUGAUUAUUAUCUCGUCAAUUCGAAGACAAUU
Molecule: messenger RNA, 1789 nt
Organism: Helobdella robusta
Lineage: Eukaryota; Metazoa; Annelida; Clitellata; Rhynchobdellida; Glossiphoniidae
Exons: 1
Biological process (GO): mRNA splicing, via spliceosome
Cellular component (GO): intracellular anatomical structure; spliceosomal complex
Molecular function (GO): RNA binding
Source: RefSeq, a predicted model, not a curated record